AUGGCAACUGUCCCCUUUAUUUAUUCUGUUACCUUAAUGGAUUGGAAUCAGUUUAAUAUCACACCAGCUACAUCAGCUUAUCUAUCUGAUGUUCAUACCAUCAAUGAUACCAGUAAUGGUACAAUACCACCUCAGUUGUUAGCUAGUCAAAAUGCUCCAAUGUUGAUGCACCAAUCUGGUGUAAAUACGUCACCACUUCAGAUGUCUACUGUACCAAAUGUUAGCCUAUCUUCUUCAGCUCUCAAUAACAUGAAUUUAAUGUCACAACACUUGAUUGGAACCCACAACCAGCAGUCUAAUAUGAUGGGAAUGAACCAGAUGUUUACUCAAGAUCAACAUUUGCCCUCUUCAAACUUCCAAAAUCAAAUGGUACCUAGGCAGAUGAUGGCAAAUCAACAAUCAGUUCAAAAUCAGAUGAAGCAGCACCAUGUUGUACAAAAUCGGGCAGCUAUGUCUUUACAACCACCACCAAACCUUAAUGUUCGCAAUAUUCCUCAUCAAAACCUUCCGAAUACACCAGGAUCAGUCCAAACUCCUGUCUUACGGGAGCGAUUGUUUAGUGGUGCUCAAGUAAGACAGCCAGAUAAUCUACUUUCUCCUCAACAAAUGAGGCCACCACCAUCCACCAAUUCCACUUCAGUUGCUAGACAUGUGGGUAACAUUCAGAUGCAGCAGAAUCUUAGACCUACAGCUCCAUCACAGCUUGCUCAAAACAGCAAGUCGACUACUUCAAAAUCAGAUGAGUCAAAAUCUCAACUGUUGCAGUUUCUUGCAGAUUUAAAGGAAUGUUCGAAUAAAUCUAAAUAUUAUGUGUCUGGAACUGUUGAAAAUACUUACAUUGUACAAUUACUGACUUUUAAAAAUAUGUGUGGUGAGUUUUUAAAAAGGUCAAAUAAUAAUGUGCUUAAAGAUCAGAUAAAAAAAAAACUAUCAACUAUGGAAGAUGGAGAACAAAUCAUGAAUGCCAAAAUAGAACGGUCAAAAUUUGUUCAAGAUGUUUUGGAGUGUAUUAUUGUAGAGACUAAUAUAUGGACUCCUGAUCUUGAACCAGAAAAAACAAAAUCCUGUUCUCCAAGACUUGAAACCAAUUCCAAAGUUUUACAGCCAAACCCACCCUCAAAUCUUGUCAAAGUGAAAAAGGAACCAGGAACUGAAAAUUGUCAAACCUCAUGUAAGGCUAGUCAAGCAGGAAAACCAUUAAAAACCUCAACACCAGCAAGUAACACUUCUUUUCCAAGCGGUAUAGACGAAUUAAUUCGUAUGUCAGAAGAGGCUGCAGAACCUUUCAACAGUGUAGCAGAUGGGCCAAAUUUUACUUCAAAUAGCGAGACAGAUAAAUCACAGUGUGAAAUGAAGCCACAACUGUUGAAUAGAAAUCAAAUUAGACCACCAUUAGAGCCUGUCCUGCAUCAACAAGCACAUGUUUUUCAUCAGCAAGCACCUGUCCUACGUCAAAGAGCUCCUGCCCUACAUCAACAAACACCUGUCCUGCGUCAACAAUUACCUGUUCACAGACUUCAAGCACCUCUUCGUCAACAAGCACCCAUUCCUCAGCCUUCUACUUUACUAGAUUUAAUUGGGAAUCCAUCUAAUGUUCCUUUGAAUAGGCCAGUUGUUCCAGGAAUCAUAUCACAUGCCGCACCCUUUGUGCCAAUUAGACUUGCUACAAUGGUCACUCCUGCAAAUUCACAACCAACUAUAAAAAUUAAAAUUAUUCGCAAUCAGAAUCAGUCAUCACCUACUGUGUCUUCGACUACUGUAGCUACUGCUCAAACCGAUGUAGAUGAAAUUUCCCCACCAAAAAAGACAAAAAGAAAAGAUCUUGUUCGUCCAGUAAGUCCAAAUGAUAUGUGUCGUGUUGAACUUGAAGACCAAGAGCACAUUAGUUCAUGCUUAAUCGAAUCCAAAAUAAUAGACAAAAAAACAAAGGAUAUACAGAAAAUUAAGAAGGAAGAAGUUGUUUGUGCUCUAUCCUCGGAUUUAAAACGUGACCGCGUUAUUGAUCCUAAAGAAUCCUCAUAUUAUUGGUGUAAUUUCUGUGUUUAUCAGACUGAUCAUAAAGGGAAAUUGGUAAACCAUGUUAUUACAGCCCACCGAUUCUCUUGUCAGUUCUGUAGAUUCCAGUGUUAUUCACGAGCUGAUGUAGUGGAACAUACUGUCAAUGUUCAUAAAGAAGCAUCAACAAUGUCAAAGGAUUUUAGAUAUUGCGUUUUGUUGCCAGAUUACUUGAAAAUUAUGGAUAAAAUUGAAAAUCAUGAAAAUGAUGCGUUUGAAAAUGAAUGCAUUCAGUCAUUGAAAACAAAGAAAAUUCGUGGAGUAACAGAAAAUGAGGAGAACUAUAUUGAAAGUGACUGGGAAGAGGAAAUAUUGGGAGAUGAUGAUUUUUUAUCAGAAUCUCGAAGUGAAGUAAGUGAACAAGCCAGUGACAAUGAGGAAAAACAAAUUUCGCGAUCAUGGGGACAAGGCAAGAAGAGGAAAAUCAAGAGAGCUUUUCUUAAUAGCUCAAGCGACGACGAUAAUGAAGACCUAUCUACGAAAAGAACUAAGACAAGUGCUUUAGAGGAAUUAAAAAAGAAAAGGAAAGAGAAGGAGACUAGAAAGAAAUCUAAAGUUGGUAGAAAAAAGAAAGAAUCUAAAAAGACAGAAUCUGAUCAAGAUAGUCCUUUAAAGCUUCGUCGAAGAUCUGGACGAAAUACUAAGACUGAUUUUAGAAAAGUUUUUGAUUCUUUGACUGAUAUUAUUGGGUCUGACAAUGAAUCGGAGGUUUCAGACGACACCGAUAAUGACAAAGAUUUUGUACCAAAUAAUUCUCCAUCUUGUCAAAAAACACAAACCAAAGAUGUAUUUAAGUCAUUUCUUGACAGUAAAUCUAGAAAUUCUAAUAACAAUGCUGAUGAUUUAAUGCCAAUAGCAAUUCCUGUGGUUGUUUUAAAGCCUUUGGAUCCAAUCCUAGCUAAUGCUGAUACCCCUCAGAGAACAUCUACAUCUUUUCCUCGGAUAAUAAGCAGAUUUGAUGGAGAGGACACAGUUUUAUCAGGAAAAUCUGUUGAUGACUCUUCUCUUGAUGACUCAACUCCUGAUAUACAUACUAACAAUGACAAUAUGAAUGAUAAACCGCUUAGUAAAGAUGACCGAACCAAUGAUAACUCUACUAAUGACUCUGUUCCUGAUGCCCUUCCCACAACUCUGGCCUCAUCAGAUUCUGGCUCAGCCAAUAAAUCAGUAGUACCUGCAUCUGCUUUAGGUACUGACCCUGUUACCACAUCCGUAACAAUUUUAGGAAAAUCAGGAUCAUCAUCUGAAUCUUCUGUCACAACUACUUCUGCAACCUCCAUAAAUUCCAACAGUGUUUCAGGCUUUAGUAAAAAUAAAGUGACUCUUGUUAAACACUGUAUACAUUGUGACUUUGUAUGCGACGAUAUACAAGAAAUAAAAUCCCAUAGUUUGGAGAAUCAUCCAUCUGCAUUUCUUGGUGUUUGGCAGAGUGCCUUAAACUUUGUUUUGUAUAUUUGUCCAAAUGAAAACUGUGAUUUCUAUGCCAGUAUGUCUCAGGACUUCACUCGCCAUAUUGGGCGUUGUAGUUAUACACGAAACGAGAAUAUUGACAAAGCAAUCAAGGAAACAACUAACUAUAUCCAGUGUUUAAAAGAUAGACGGUUAAUGAAAAGUUCAGAUUUGGAGUCUCAGAGACACACACUUAAACAAUAUUUCAAUAAAUCUGAAGUGUGGACUGUUGAGAGACCAAUAGGCAUGGUGUCCAAUCUAGUUUCAGCAUCACCAUCUCCAAGGAAUUCUCCUACUCCUUCCACCUCUUCUAAAUCUUCAGAUAAAAAUAAACCUACAACAUCUACUGAUAUUGAAGACAUAAUGGACUCUAGUACCUUCUAUAAAUGUGCAUUCUGUUCAUUUAAAUGUAUGGGUAAUACAUUAACUGUGAGGGAACAUAGUAUUAAACAUCAUCCCGAAUACCCAUUAUAUACUAUUAAUCUCAGGGCAGUAGAAGAAGGUCAUGAAAGAAGAUUUGUAUUGUUUUGUGUUGGACAAGAUUGUAAAGAAAUAUUCACACAAUCUUCAGACUAUUUUAAACAUGUAGAAUCCUGUACAAAAAUAAAGAAGUUAAAGAGCGAUGCUCAGCUUCUAAAAACCAAUAAAUUUGUUAAAUUGACUAUGUAUAAGGUAAGUAAAAAUUGUUUUACUGUAGAUUUGUGA
This is a messenger RNA of Lottia gigantea (owl limpet), 4209 nucleotides long. RefSeq lists its product as hypothetical. The transcript has 2 exons. The coding region runs from base 1 to 4209 and encodes 1402 amino acids. NCBI's taxonomy places the organism in Eukaryota, Metazoa, Mollusca, Gastropoda, Lottiidae. The record is from RefSeq and is a predicted model, not a curated record.